CGACGGGUCCGGCAACGCCACCAAAGGUUUUUGUUUACAGCACGCCGGCUGCAGUUUUUAGGGAAUUAAAGUGUUAUUUAUUCGUUAUUUUAUACAACUGCUAGACCUACAAAAUCACUAUGUCGCAAACAAUGCCGCCAGAAAACCUUAGCAGCCGCCUGUUGACGGUGCUCAGUUUGCCUCUGCUGGAUCGUCUGCACGAGCUGAGCAUUCUGUUCGACCGCUGCUCCCUUCGUCAAAUCCAGGAUAUAUUUCCUCACAUUGUGCACUCCAUAUUUGGAAUAAAUGGGAAUCCUUUGGGCUGGGGCCUGCGGACGACGACGUUGGAGAACAGUCCAAUGCAAUUUCAGACUCUGCAUCAGUUCUUUGGCGUUUGUGGUCCAUGGAUGCAUUUGUGCCACCGCCUCCUCUUAGACCAAUGCAAAUUCGAGUUGGACGUCAACCUCCUGCCGGCCAAGUUUGUGAGCAUGCUGCAGUCUGGUCAGAACCCCCGUUUCUAUGCGGAGCUCAUCAAUAUCGAUCCAUUGAGGCACCAGGUGGCGACACUCUCGCUAAAUGCUUUCGAUUUCUACGUGAUCCACUUUGUGCUGUAUGCACUGCAACCGCUCCACUCCAUCAAUCCCAUCGCCAUGCAAAUUCAUAACGUGCGCAGCAAAACGAUCUACCUUAAGUUGGUUUCGGAGUACCUUAAUAACUUCCUGCCCCUAAUUCCCGAUGCCCGGAUAGAACCUGUACAUUUUAGUGGCGGGGUGAAGGCUCCACAGCCGCUGCCCGCACAGGCAUUGCAGCCACAAAGACAGCCGCGAUACAUCAAGAUCCCCAGCUCCUUUCGCAACGGAGGGAACGUUUCGGGCGGAGGAGGUAGUCCAAAUGCCAGUGGUGGCGGCGGUAACGCCUCACCACAGUCCAGCAGUCAAAAUGCCAGUGCAAACAGGGCUUACGCUUGGCGCUCCGAGACUGUACUGCACUUCUUCGUGGACAUCUGGUUGCGCUAUGACAUCGAGUCAGAACACCAUUUGCCAAGCAGCGAUUUUGUGCGCGGCGUAAGGACGUUGGUCAAGCAGGUUCACUUCUUUGCCAAUGGUGCCCAGCAUGAUCAUAGUUCACUGUGUGCGCUGCGUAAAGUCUCUUUAAGCAUGGUAAAGGCGAGGAUCUACGCAUUUCUUUGCGGUUUGAUCGAUCGUUGGCCCCUUGACAGCUCCCUGAUGGUGGUUCUGGAGCUUUGGCUUAGUUACAUCCAACCGUGGAGGUACACUAUGGCAGCGCUGAACAACAAGUCGUCCAGCCUUGCCUAUAGGCCUCCUAUUUCGUCCAGCUUCGAUGGCUUUAUCAUCGACAAUCUGAUUAUGUACACGCACAUAUUCAUGCAGCUGCUGCCGCACUUUGGGCGCCUGGAUUAUACUGUCUAUCGUAAUGCCUUCAUGUUGUAUCGACUGGCUACUAUUUUUGCUCAGCAUGAUCUUGUAGAGCGAUUGCAACGGUUCGAGCGUCUACAUGCAGGCAAUGCCUAUGGCUUUGACUCCCCGCAGCGACAGGUCAACAUGAUGAACAAAUCCUUUUCACCGGGCUCUCAAUGGAAUCACGUAGUCAACACAAACUCGACAAAGUUAUUCAGUCACCCCAUGCAAAUGCAGAUGGAGAGCUUUCUGUUCCUGAUCAGCAUGGCCCGAAAUUCAGUGCUCAGAGACAUUGCUUCGUUAAGAAAUGAUAUUGCAGAAAAGCAGCGUUCUGAGGGAUUCCUAAAGAACUUCUUUAACAAGAUCUUUGGCGAUUGCACCCAGGAUGAAAUAACCCUUCGUGAAUUCAGUCGCAUUCCGGAGGUCCUGCGGCAAUGUAUCGAUGCUUUCUGCAAAACGUUUAAUGUGGAUCAAGCCAACCUGUCCAUGCAUGAGAACCUGCCAGAGGAACCUUGUCCGCCUGCCUCCAAAACGAUGCCAAAUUUUAGCUUUUUUGACUCGAGCAACUCCUUGGACACCUCCAAGCUAAAUCCGCACCAAAUGUCUCUUAAUGCCUCCAAUAUGCAUGCCACUGUUGAUCCCGCAACUUUGCCUAUCCAGACAAAUGAAAUCAAGCCGCUCGUGAGGAUACUGCACUUUAUCUCUGACAAGAUUAACAACAAGUAUGGCGGCCAGAUCCAAGCUUUCUAUGCCCGCGAAGAUUAUUGUGGAAAGGUUGCGAGGCAAGUGCUCUAUGCUCCCAUGACGGAGCAGUGGUUUGACAAAAGCACUGGACAAGUGGAAAUAUGUGAGAACCCGGUGCCUCCGCGAGUUUGCCUUCGAUCCCUGGGCUCUAUUCCCGUUCUCAUUACAAUGACAUGUGCCAUGAUAUUUGGACAGCUAUUGUGGGGUGCCCCUACCAUAGGACUUAUAAUUCUAGGCACCAUACUGUUAGUCUACACUUUGCUGCAGGCGCUGUUUUCUUAAUUUGAAGUUUUUUACUAGAUAGAUUACUAAAGGUGUGAAAUUUAUAUAUUUGUAUAAAACUAAAGAAACUACGAUUAUGAUUACCAUUA
Drosophila ficusphila is the source of this 2512-nucleotide messenger RNA. RefSeq names its product sphingomyelin phosphodiesterase 4. The record is from RefSeq and is a predicted model, not a curated record. The coding region runs from base 120 to 2423 and encodes 767 amino acids. Gene Ontology annotation, molecular function: sphingomyelin phosphodiesterase D activity. The transcript has 7 exons. Gene Ontology annotation, biological process: sphingomyelin catabolic process; ceramide biosynthetic process; glycerophospholipid catabolic process. NCBI's taxonomy places the organism in Eukaryota, Metazoa, Arthropoda, Insecta, Diptera, Drosophilidae.